AUGGACGCGGCCAGCCUGCACGACGGUCUCCGCACCAAGCUCAACCAUCUCGAGGCCAAGCUGGAGCUGUACCGCCAGGACUUGUUGAGCGAGUUUCACCAACACUAUCACGAGCUGACGCACAACGCAUCUCCGUCUGCCGUGGCCAACAUUCAAGACAGCCUUUCAAGCAUUUUUUACGAUUAUAAGGGACUUCGUCCGUGCCUCCCACAGCAUCCGCCCACGCCGGCAGCUCCAGCACCAGCGUCUCAGUCCGCUGGCGCGCCAGCUGAGUCACCUCCGCCACAAGUCAACGAUAGCCCCGAGACGGCGACCACACCCCAAACUCUAUUGCUAGCGCCGCUGCCUGCCGACUCCGGUAACUCAGACGCUCCUGGCAGCCCACGCGACCGUGAUCACGAGCUGCAGGGUCUUUUCACGCCGAGCUAUCUACCGCUCCUAGUAGCUUCUCCCAUACCUGCGCACGACACACCUAUUUCACCCACAGACACAAUCGGGACUGCUGUUACCACCUCGCAGCAAUCCUCUGUCGCGGCCGACAGCCCAAAAAGCGCCGAGACCGGGCGGUUGCCUGCGACUGAGAGCAGCAUCGACAACAGCACGCCAAACACCAGCAUGGGCCAUCCUGCCGAGGAAGACCGGUUUCCCGGUCGGUUAACGACAGCAUCCCGGCGUCGGCCGAGCGAAAGUGAGGCGGCUGAAGCUGCGACGGCCGACGACGGAAAUUCGUCAGCGUCAUCUGACAAGGGCGACAACAAGGCUCCCCGUAGUGCCCUGCGACGCUCCUCCAGCAUAUAUAAAUCGCCCCAGAGCCCUAGGCGUGUCCGGUUCGAAUUUAUGGGUGCUGAAUUUCUGCCCACUGCGUCUCCGCAGCCCAGCGAUACCAUGAUGCCAAGGUCAUCAUCACCGAUGUGGGAGGGCGAAAACGUCACAGUGGACUCGGUCCUAGGAGACGAUGAUUCCGAUGACGACCUCGGGCCGCCGCCCAAGAAGAUUUCUUCGUCCGAUGCUCUCCGCGCCCUGUCAAGAGAACCUCUGGAAGAGGGCACUGUAUGGACUGUGGUGAAUCCCGACUCGGACAACGCCGUCACGCAUAAGAUGCAGCAAGUAGACUUGGACAAGUCGCCAGCGAAACCGGCGACUGGAUUGCAGCAGAUUCAACAACAGCCCAGCAACAAUCGGCAGGCAGUAGAUGAUGACGCCUUGGACAUGAAGAAGAUGAGAGCUGCAACACCUGCACCCGUCAGCAAACCAUCAGCCAGCACAAGCAAGGCAACGCCAAAAAAUAAAACGUCUCUCAAUGAUUCAGAUAUCCGCGACGAUGACGACGACAUGUUUCAGUUCGAAGACGAAGGUGGCAAGACCGCGUCACAACAACGACCACCCGCGUCCGAGGUUGAAGACGAGCCGAGCGAUGAUGAAAACGACAGGACAACGUCCGCUUCCGAUAAAGGGCUCAGCUCAUUGCGCUCGCCAACCACCGUCCCUCCAGCCUCUGUGCCGGCAGCCAAGCCAGAGCCUGCAGAGCCUACCACGCCCACCACAACACGCUUCCACGUCGGUUCAGUAGGCUCAUACAAGGGUCGCUCCAUCAUCAUGCCAGUGGUCAAAAAUCCGGAAGUCCACGCCAAAGCCGCCUCAAUUGGUAACUUCAACUCGUUUGUCGGCGGCCUCGACGGCACAAGUGGCAUGGACCCCGCCGAUCUGAGCAGCUACAGAGCAAGUGUGCGAGAUCGGGAUGGCUUCACCGGGACGCCGCGAAGCUUUACUGAGCGGUUAAUGAUGGAGGACAUGGAAGCUGAGAGACUGCAAGAGGAAGCGAGUCAACAACAACAAUAG
Molecule: messenger RNA, 1839 nt
Organism: Akanthomyces muscarius
Lineage: Eukaryota; Fungi; Ascomycota; Sordariomycetes; Hypocreales; Cordycipitaceae
Exons: 1
Coding region: 1-1839 (612 amino acids)
Source: RefSeq, a predicted model, not a curated record